AAGGAACACGACGGCGAGUUUCUCGAGCGAUACACCGGAGACAUGGACAUCGUUUUGGUCUUCUCCGGUCUUUUCUCAGCAGUCAGCACGUCUUUUAUAGUGGCGAUGGAGUCUGGUCUCAGUCCCAACCCCAGCGACACCACGAAUGCCCUUCUCACACAACUCGUGUACAUCGGGUUCGGCAACUUCACUGCAGCGGGCUCCACUCCUGCAGACCCAGCAUCUACGUGGUCGGCGAGUGCCCCAGCUCUGAGGAUCCAAAUGAUCGCAUACGCAAGCUUGUCCAUGAGCUUGCUAGCAGCAUUCGGGGCCGUACUAGGCAAGCAGUGGCUCGGCUACUACAAGUCGAACAGAUAUGGUCGCGGCUCGCAGGAGGAACGAGGAAAGCGCAGGCAAGAGAAGUUCGACGGCCUCAUCACUUGGUAUUUUGAUGCUGUCGUGCAAUCCUUUCCGGUCUUGCUUCAGAUUUCCCUUCUUCUCUUUGGGAUCGCCCUCGGCGCCCGCAUGUGGUGCGAGCAGCCCAGCAUCGCUUGGGUGAUCAUUGCCACAACAGUCUUCGGAUUUCUGUUCUAUUCGCUGACGGUGAUGGCAUGUUUGAUAUCUCCCGCCUGUCCAUUCCAGACGCCGGUGUCGACGGUGUUGCGCAUGUUGGGUAUGCACAGUAAGAUCAUUUUGUGA
Molecule: messenger RNA, 678 nt
Organism: Suillus subalutaceus
Lineage: Eukaryota; Fungi; Basidiomycota; Agaricomycetes; Boletales; Suillaceae
Exons: 2
Source: RefSeq, a predicted model, not a curated record